Psammomys obesus (fat sand rat) is the source of this 2830-nucleotide messenger RNA. Its product is annotated as zinc finger protein 723-like. Gene Ontology annotation, cellular component: nucleus. Gene Ontology annotation, molecular function: DNA-binding transcription factor activity, RNA polymerase II-specific; RNA polymerase II transcription regulatory region sequence-specific DNA binding. The record is from RefSeq and is a predicted model, not a curated record. NCBI's taxonomy places the organism in Eukaryota, Metazoa, Chordata, Mammalia, Rodentia, Muridae. The coding region runs from base 731 to 2464 and encodes 577 amino acids. The transcript has 6 exons. Gene Ontology annotation, biological process: regulation of transcription by RNA polymerase II.
ACGGAGAAAGGAUUACACGGUGGGGGCACUACUAAAAUCGAAUCAUUCCCCUGGAGGCCCCAUGUUAAACACUGUGGGCAGAUUAAGUUUCUACUCUCUUGAUACCAUUAACGCAGCAUGUUGUCCAUUAAGUCCCUGUGUGGGUCUGGGGAGGGCUGGGGACAGAGCUGGUAUAUGGACCUGGGCUUUUGAAUUCCUCACUUUAGAACAGGAUUAAAACAGUGUGAGAAUUGGAUACUUAUAAGAUCUGUCUUUACUGAGCGCUGGCUGUAUGCUAGGCACUAGAGGUAGGAUGUGAUUUAUAGCUGAGAUUUUUCCCUCAGCACUUUUACACUCAUAAUGAUCACUCUCAGAAGCAAUCUGAGAGAAUCCCUAAGGAGAGAUGCUAUUUCUGUGAGAAUGCAACCUGCCGAGGUAAAUUCUGGGCAUGUUCAAGGCUGAGGUAAAAGGAAAAACAGGAGAGAUUGGGGGGCUGAGAGAAGGCUCAUCAGUUAAGAGUACUUUCUUCUCUUGCAGAGGAUCUUUCCCUGUUCCCACAAAUGGGAGCAUCACAAAUGCCUGUGACUCCAGCUCCAUGGAAUACCGUUGGGACAUGGAGCCUGAUGACAUCACAUCCCCUGCCCGAGGCCUCCAAGCUGCAGAGCUAAGAAUUUAAACCCAGACCACCUGGCUCCACAUCCCUCUCCUAGUAAUCCUACCUAUAUUUCACACAGUACUUUAUUCUCUCACCAUGAAGAGAAAGAGGAACCCAGAGGAGAAGAGUAAAACUCCAGUUAGUGAAGCCUCACCUUCACCAAAUCCUGAUCAGACACAAAACCAGCUCUCUGAAAAGAAGCAAAGAAUCCCAACCACAUCGCUGCCAACUUGGUACAAGGAACCAGUGAUCUUCAAAGAUGUAGCUGUGUACUUCAGCCAGAAAGAGUGGCAGCUACUGGAGCCCGCUCAGAAGGACCUGUACAAGGAUGUGAUGCUGGAGAACUACGGGAACCUGAUCUCUGUAGAAUAUUAUAUUUUCAAGCCAAAGCUGAUCACCAGGUUGGAACAAGGAGUUGACCUUUUUUCCAAAGAGAAUGAUGUUCCUGGAGAGCCCCAGCAAGGUGCGGCAGGAGUCAGCAGAAGUGACACCGCUGCAGGGAAGAAGACAGGGAAUAACUCAAAGACAGAAAUCUGGAAGCCAGACAAUUCUAAGACAACAUCACUGGAGAAGCCAAAGAAAACAGAUAAAGGGGGUGUUUCCCAGAGUUUGAGGGCAGAAAAGAACUCAAAGUGUGAUGACAGACCAUCUCAGAAUAAAGAGAAAGGUGGUUCAACUUCAACUACAGAAGCAGGCAAAACAACCACUCCUGGCCAUAAGAAGCAUGAAUCUGUGACCCCGGGAACAUCUUCGAGUCAAACAUCAGCAACCACAACACCACAGAGUACCCCUCAAGAAAAGUUGACUUUGGGGAAAGACUCUCACGAGAAAACACAGAAUGUCAGCAGCUCCUCAAACCCAAAGCGCAAGCCUGCCCGACAAGGUAAGAACCACUUUAAAUGUAAGGAAUGUGGGAAGACCUUCAACCAGACCCUCCACCUUGUGGAGCAUGAGAGAAUUCACACAGGGGAGAAACCACACAAGUGUGACACAUGCGGCAAAUCUUUCAGGCAUCUCUCGUACUUUCUUACACACUACCGAAUUCACACAGGAGUGAGACCCUACAAGUGUAAGGAGUGUGGCAAAGCCUUCAACAGCAGCUCCACUCUCAACAACCACUGCAGGAUCCACUCAGGAGAGAAACCUUUCAAAUGUGAGGAGUGUGGGAAAACCUUCAAGCAGAGCACAAAGCUCACUCGUCAUCAGCGGAUUCACACAGGGGAGAAACCCUACAAGUGUGGAGAAUGUAACAAGUGCUUUGGCCGCAGCUCAUCCCUGAGGGAGCACAAGAGGAUCCACACUGGAGAGAAGCCAUACCGCUGUCAGGUAUGUGGGAAAUCCUUCAGGGUCAACUCACAUCUUUCGGAACAUCAGCGGCUCCAUUUAAAGGUGAAGCCUUACAAGUGUGAUAAGUGUGGGAAGCACUUCCGAAACAGCUCUUACUUGUCAGAACACAAGCAGAUCCAUGUGCCUGGGGCCCGAGUGGACUGCUCAGAAUGUGGAAAAGUCUUCGCUUGCAAAAUAGCCCUUCUGAAGCACCAGAAGAGACAUGAGGCAGACUCCAGGUAUCGGUGCAAGGGAUGUGACAAGACUUUUAGAUGUAAGUCAAGCAUCCAAAGGCAUGAGAGGCUACACGCUGGAGAGAAGCCUUUUGUGUGUACUAAGUGUGACAAAGGUUUCACUGACAAAACUACACUGAAUAAUCACUUGAAAAUCCACUCUGGAGAUAGGCCAGAUCCAUGUGCCCAGUGUGGGAGAACCUUUAAAAAACUGGCUACCCUGCUGCUUCACCAGAAAAAGCAUGUUAAAAAGAAACCUGAAGAUGUAUAAAAGACCUUUAUCCAGAACUCAUAUUUGGGUCUUUGGAACAAAGUCAAAAUGAGAGAGACUAUGUAAGCGAACAGUCAUUUCAUUUCUUAGUUGUUUUCUAAAAGACUGAUUUGAACCUUUCCCCCACUUGGAGCAUUUGUGCAAUAUAAAGGGACAUUUGUUGUUGUUACUUUUUCAACAGGUGCUACUAUCAACUGCAUCUAUGGAUGGAGGCAAAGGAUGAUGUCAAACAUCCUACAAUGUACUAAACAGACUUUCUUGCCUUCCGAUAACUCAGAAUGAUCUGGCCUCUCUCAAACAAAAGCCCUUUGGGCAUUUGAAUUUGAGAAAGAAUUCAGGUAGAAUUUUCUCUGCCAGCCGCUACAG